AUCGCCUCAGAGCUGUUGUUUGUAUGAAAAAGCAUGAGGCUGAGAAUCCUCACGAUUUUUGUUUCCCUGACAUGUACAGGUGUUUUUUUAUUCACUGUUCGCUCUGUUAGGCUCUGUCUCAGUGUCUCACUGUCUCAGUGUCUUAAUGUCUCAAUCUGGGGUUGAGCAGUCUCGUCCACUCAGUACUCCAAAACUAAAAAAACAAACCAAAAAAAAGGGCCACACGACUCGAAUGCACUGCUCAUAUUGUGGAUGACCGAGCACAUUCCAUGUUAGUUUCCAUUUCCCAGAAUCAGGAAGUGGGAAUAUCCACAUAAGCCUCCAGGAGGCGGGCGUGUUCCCUCCUCUGUUAUAAAUAUUUAGCCCUGAGGGGGCUAAAUGACGGCAGGGGCAAUUCACUUAUUGCGAAUCAGGAAAAGUUUCAAGAUUACACAAUCUCAGCCUGGAGCUCUUGAAUUGAGUUCAGUGCUCUGGUAUUCUUAUGCUUCAUUCACACAGACAGACUGAUGUCUACAUAAGGAAACAGUACUGCUUAUCUGCGGGCAAAUUCAAGUGGCAGGCUGAGGGUUUUGAUUGGCACUCAGUGCUCAUUUGUGGUUUGUGGUUGUUGGCGACUUGAAUGCAGUUGUUUCAGUCCAAGUGUGAAGUCGAGACACAGCCGUAAACACUUUAAAUGAGCACAGGCUGAAGCUGUUGUGGUUUCCAGUCAACGGGCUGUUUUCAUGUAAUUUAUUUAUUCACGUGUGUUUGUUCCUCUCACCCCAGACUCGUAUGCAGAGCCUACAUCCUGAGCCGGGAGCGCGCUACAGGAACGUGAUGGAUGCCCUGCGGCAGAUCGUGCGAACCGAGGGCGUGUGGCGGCCAAUCCGAGGCGUGAACGUGCUGGCGGUGGGUGCGGGGCCUGCCCACGCGCUCUACUUCGCCUGCUACGAGAAGAUCAAGUUUUCACUCAGCGACGCCAUUCACCCCGGCACUAACAGCCACUUUGCUAACGGAGUGGCGGGCUGCAUGGCCACAGUGCUGCACGACGCCAUCAUGAACCCAGCCGAAGUUGUGAAACAGCGAAUGCAGAUGUUCAACUCACCUUACCGCAGUGUGUUGGACUGUGUGGGCUCAUUGCUGAGGCGCGAGGGCCCGGCGGCUUUCUACCGCAGCUACACCACCCAGCUGACCAUGAACGUGCCCUUCCAGGCGCUCCACUUCAUGACCUACGAGUACCUCCAGGAGCUCCUCAACCCCCACAGACAGUACAACCCUUCCUCUCACGUUGUGUCCGGCGCGCUGGCUGGAGCCGUGGCUGCCGCUGCAACCACUCCCCUCGAUGUCUGCAAGACCCUCCUCAACACACAGGAGGCUCAGGCCAUUCAUGUGAUCCAGGCCGAGGCAGCAACAGCAGCAGGAGCGGUUGGCGCAGCCACCGCCUCAGCCCCGGUCAGCCGCCACAUCUCUGGUCUGGGCGAGGCUUUUCGGACGGUGUACAGGAUGGGAGGCAUGCCGGCUUUCUUCAAGGGCGUCCAAGCCCGGGUCAUCUACCAGAUGCCCUCCACAGCCAUCAGCUGGUCGGUCUACGAGUUCUUCAAAUACAUCAUCACCAAGCGGCAGCACGAGAGGCGGCUGCGUGGAGACCGUGACGGAGACAAAUAAACACCCGGCAGUAGGAAUGGGUAUCAGCAACACAAAGGUUUAUUGCACCGUACCCAUCGCUAGUAUCGCUAUUGAUUUCUUCACAUCAGAAGGUUGGAAAAGCCCCAAAAUUUUAAGUUCUUUGAGUAAAAAGUCAACUUUUUAUCUCGUUUACUGAGAUCGAUUAAGCGCAGUUCAUAGCAGGUGGGAACACAAACAACCGUUGAGAGACAACUGGUCGUUUAUUAGACGAGGGGGUUGACAAAAUGUCUGUCAGUACCCAUCGAUAGGAAGAAGGCCUUGAAAUGGCCGACAGGAAGUCCGGGUUCCAUGAACCUGCCCCACUGAGAAUCUGAUUCUUCUGCCUGCGUUUGCUUUCAAAAAGCAGAAGAUUUAUGAAGGGCAACAGCAAAAGUAAAGUUGAAUUUGUCUGUUUGAACAAAGAAAUGCGUACAUCCUCUUGACCACCCACAGCGCAGCUUCUUCACAUUUAGGCCUUUUUGUUUUGAUCCUGAACUCAAGCACAAUGGAUUAAAAAAAAAAAAAAAAAACGACUGAGGGCAAAGUGCUGACUGAACUUUAGUUUGACGGUGUUUACAUUCACUUCCAAUGAGCUGUGUACAAAUUGUAGCAUUUUCAUACAUACCUCCUGAAAGGAUAAGAAGUCCCACACAGAUGGGAAAACUCUGAUACUCUUAAAGCUGAAAGUCAGCGCUGUGGCCUCGUCGUUAGAGUCCGCUGUGUUUGAGUGCAGAGCCUAAACAAAAACGCAUCCCAGUCCAAACACUUUACAGCUGCAGUGUAAACUGGUCAACACCCUUCGUAAUGACACACGUUGCACUUCUGAGAAGUAUUAUAACCAUAUUACCUUCUGACCACAAGGGGGCGCAAAGCCCAACUGCUAUACAUAACAUACAGCAAAACAAAUAGAUGAUGCAGAAACAGCAAUACCGGAUUAGUCUGAAUUCCUGUGAUGGUGUGCGGUAACACUUUACUCAGAGCAAGAGACACAAAACAUGUUAAAGACAGCUUGUUUGAAAUGGAAGUCCCUCUCUCAUGUGGGUGACACGUAGCCUGUCUCUGAUUUUUAGAGAAUGAGUAUUAAAUGGAGUGGAACAGGUUAAUGGCACGACGGUGUGAGAUGAAACUCGGUUUGACAGAACUCAGCAGUGACUCAGCAGUGACCCAGGAGUGACUCAGCAGUGACUCUAAACUAAAGGAAAUCCAUGCACGUCAGGCGUGACUGUGGAGUGAUGCUGGCAGAUUUUACCUUCGAUUUUUUUUUGCUCUAAAACAACACAGUGAUCGUACAGAUAAUUUUACAUAUUGCAUUCUGAAACAUUCAGCUCAACAAACUGGAAACGUUCAUAUUUCUCACAGAAACAUCGUAAACUAAGGAGCAUUUUUCCUCUGCAGACGUAGGGUUUCAGAACAAAGGCAGGAGUAUUCACCGUAGACAAUCACUUUGCUGGUUAGUUGAAUUCUUUUUCGUUGUUUACUGCACAGCAUCCUGGCACUUAAUAGCAACUUCUUUAUCACUGUUAGGACAAAAAAAGUAGCUUUGACACAAGUAUGAAGACUAAAGAAUCUACUUCUACACAUGCCUUCAGUUAGCCGCCAUACGUUCAACGCACAACUACUACGAAGACAUCUUCAGAUACAGCGAUAAUAUUGUGUUACGAAGCCAUAAAACAG
This is a messenger RNA of Toxotes jaculatrix (banded archerfish), 3318 nucleotides long. Its product is annotated as mitoferrin-2-like. Gene Ontology annotation, cellular component: mitochondrial membrane. Gene Ontology annotation, molecular function: ferrous iron transmembrane transporter activity. Bases 772 to 1644 code for a protein of 290 amino acids. Lineage: Eukaryota; Metazoa; Chordata; Actinopteri; Toxotidae. The transcript has 4 exons. Gene Ontology annotation, biological process: iron import into the mitochondrion. The record is from RefSeq and is a predicted model, not a curated record.